AUGGUUGCUAGACAAUUGGCCGAGUUCGUUGAGGCCCCACCUCUGGCGCCCGAGAUUCUUGCAAGAUACCCUACGAUCGAGCUUGACGCCAUUGAUUUGUCUCGUUUCGACGAAUCCCCCGAGGCGAGGAAAGAGCUUGCCGCGCAGCUCGAGAAAUCGGUCACUACCAUUGGUUUUUUCAACCUGAUCAACACCGGUCAUGACCCAAACAAGAUGCGGCGCUUACGUAACAUAGCACAGGCUUUGCUAGACAUUCCAGAGGCUGAAAAACUGGAGUAUUUGGCCGGUACAAGAUAUUCCGAUCAGGAGGAUAAGAGCAAAUCGCUAGGUGGUGAAAGAGGUCAGGGAUUCAAGCCCCGUGGAUACUGGUCCAUGGCCAAUGGAGUUCGUGAUGCUAUCGAACAUUAUAACAUGCGUGAUCUGACGCAGGACGACCGGUUGACCCCAGAGGCGAUCGCGAAACACCCUGAAAUACUCCGCGAGUACAUCUAUGAACUUGCUGAGUACUAUCGCUUUGUUCACAAUGAUUUGCUGAAAAAGACGUGCUCUCUGUGUGACAUCAUUCUGGAGCUGGAAGACGGCACCACAUGGAAGCAUUACGAUACCCACCAAGGCGACUACGAUAACAGUGGAAGCGGCUGGCUCAGAUUAAUGAAAUAUCUCAAGAUGAAUUCUGAUGACCAGCGCAAGGUUGACAACACGUUACUUAGAGGCCAUUCGGAUGGAACUGGGUUCACAUUCAUUGCUUCGCAGCCACUUCUCUCGUUGCAGGUGCGCGAUUACUACACGGGAGAAUGGAAGUACGUGACCCACCGCGAGAACUCGUUCAUUGUGAAUAUUGGUGAUGCCGAGGAGUUCAUGACUGGUGGCUACUUCAAGUCGUCAAUCCACCGUGUGGUGGCCUCGCCCAAGGAACAGGAACAAUACACCCGCCAGGUGAUAAUCUACUUCAGCACUCCAUCCAAGGUGACUAUUUUGGAUCCCGAAGAAGACGACUCUCCUAAACUCAAAAGACUUGGAUUCACAAAGCCUCCUGAAUGGGAUAAGAUCACUUUCAGAGAGUGGGACCAGGAAAAGGCCUCGCUAUUUGGAAAGAGCAAGGUCAACAACGUGACUGGUGAUGAGCCUGUUGCUGUUAAACUGUACGGUAGACUUCACGAGAGGUGGCACCAAGCUGAUAAAAAGGAUUACGUUAAGAUCAUCGAGUCUUAA
This is a messenger RNA of Kuraishia capsulata CBS 1993, 1212 nucleotides long. RefSeq lists its product as uncharacterized. The record is from RefSeq and is a predicted model, not a curated record. Gene Ontology annotation, molecular function: dioxygenase activity. NCBI's taxonomy places the organism in Eukaryota, Fungi, Ascomycota, Pichiomycetes, Pichiales, Pichiaceae. The transcript has a single exon. Bases 1 to 1212 code for a protein of 403 amino acids.